AUGGGCGGCAUGAAUCUUCGUACCAAGAUUCGUGCUCCGAUGCGGUAUGGCGAAUCCAGUGAAGAGUCACCAACUGCUGCUCUGCUUGAGUCGAUGCGUCGCUCCCGAGCAGAAACUACCGAGGGGAUUCAAGACUCCGAUAACCCACAUGAGUCGCAUCCGUUCCAGAGAAAACUGAAUGUUGAGUUCGAGAGAAAGUCCAUUAUCGAUUUUGAUCCAAAUUUACCUCCCGCCGCGUUUCCAACAGUAGAAAUCACCAAAGCAACCUUGUCGACGAAAACGACUAUGGCGAUUUGCGAGUACUCUGCUGGGAGUCUGUCCUUUUCGCAGAGACCAAAUCAAGAUGACGAUGAUGUGGAUCAGGCGACUUUGAAUGAUAUUGAGAAUCAUGUCGCGAGCAACAAUGAGUUGAACCCUGUCUACCUGAAGAAUAUGGCAAUCAUGGCUGGUCAGGUCCAUGAUAGUGUUCAAUACAAGAAUGCUGGCCUUGAUUUUGAGGAUAGUGACCUGGACGAGCCGAAGGACGCAUCGGUGGUUCUGGGGGAGAAGGUAAAUUUGAGAUCCCUGUCCAGUGACGAUAGCUUCGCGCUACGGAAACCAACUAACCCUAUGAACUCUUCUCGACAGAUCUCCGAUCCCACCUGGGCUGAUAUCGUGCCCCACAUGCAGGUCGAAAUCGUCGAAAACAUGUUUAAAGACGGGAUGAGCUGGAAGCACAUCUAUACCAGACUUGAGAUUCCGAGAAAGGGUCGAAACAAGUUCAAGGUAUUCCUGGAAACUCGCAACCAGCAGAUGAGAAGAGAGGAUAGGAACCUAGCCAAGAUGCGUGAGAACCAGUUACGUGCUUUGAUGCGCAUUGAUAACAGUGACAUCAAGACGAACGAUGUACCACACCAGCUGGUUCUUCGCAGAUCCUUCGGGAAAGCUACCCAAGAAAGCAUGUCAGAUCGAAUUCCCGAUUUUUUCCUCUGCCAGGCUGCUGAUGUCCUGGCUGGAAGACAGUAUCUGGCCCGCCGAUCACUCCCACGAAGCCUGGCGGGGGCCUGGGAUCAUAGUCUUGUGGCGCUGCGAAAACUGGAUGACGAGGCCAGCUUCGAGCCGGAACAAUUUGAGUGGAAAGAGGAUCUCACCUUAGCGCCUGAACUCUCAGAUGAGAUCGAGAUGCUAAGAAAUGGAGAUAAUCCCAUUCUUAGAACCAAACGAGGAUACAUCCAAUGCGUUCCUGGUAAGGGCACAGUUUACAUUCGCGAUCUGGAUCUCAAGCCCGGUGAUGAGCAGCCUACCGUGGACUGGCGCAAAUACUUUCCAUACUGCAAGCCGAUUCCUGAUGAUCAAGUUCAGGACUUGGAACUCUACGGUCAAAGCGAUGGGCUAGUCCGUCUGGCCAUUGGCCCGGGGGGAGCAGCGCAGAUCCAGUGGGAUGAUGAAGAGACAAAGCAAGCUAAUCCUAUGGUAAACUUUGAAUCGUCGCCAUGGACCCCACCGCGACAGGUGCGUACCCCCAAUCCAGAGUGGCCGCCGGUCGUGGCACCUGAUGAUACUCCGAUGAAGAUGUCCAUCAAUCCUAGGAUGCUAGCUGAUCAGCUGGCGGCGCUUCCGGGCCAGCCUUGUGAGGAGUUCCGUGUGGGCAAGGAGAUCCACAGGGCAUUAUCUUUGACCCAUCCGAGGGGGUCAGGAACAGGCAAGAAGCGUAUGUACAGUCCACCCAAGCUGGGAAUGUUCUCUGUUGGGUUUGCGCAUCAAUCCAAACUCCUUGAAGAAAUGCCCUUGAAGCGCUCGAUGGGCGGCUGCUGGUCCAUGAGCUCUAUUCGUUAUGUUGACCCAGCCAUCGGACAAAAUCGAUACACGCAACAAAUCCAGGAGGCUAAGUACGAAGCCCAGAUUUCAAAGUUCCAAGUCGAAUUUAACCAAGACGUUGAUGCUGAGCGGGCACGUCGUGAGGAGCAGGAAGAAAGAGUCACGAUGGCUCCUUUUUCGCCAAUUCGCGGCAGAGUGCCGGAUGACAUGUUUUGUAAGUAUCUCGAUCAGCGUGUGCCGCCUUCCGAUGAAAACCUCAUGGGUGACUCCGAUCUCGGAAGUUCGUGUGGUAGUCCUGGGGGGAUGGAGAUGUGUUGUGUGGAUGAUGUGAUGAAAGAUUUCAUGGUGCCUGAGGAUGUAUCUGUUGUGAAUAAGUCGGAGGAAUUCGAUGGAGAUGACGAGACCGCGGAGACGAUCGAUGAUCCGAUGGUUGAUUCAGGAGAUGAAAUGGUCAUGGUCCAAGGUUGA
This is a messenger RNA of Penicillium pulvis, 2265 nucleotides long. RefSeq lists its product as uncharacterized. The record is from RefSeq and is a predicted model, not a curated record. The coding region runs from base 1 to 2265 and encodes 754 amino acids. The transcript has a single exon. NCBI's taxonomy places the organism in Eukaryota, Fungi, Ascomycota, Eurotiomycetes, Eurotiales, Aspergillaceae.